AUGUUUGUAACAAUAACAAGCUUGACUUCAACGCAACCAAUUCGUGAGAAAAAUGCUGAUGAAAAAAGUGCAGAUGCAUCGUAUUUUACACUUUUGGAAGAAGACCGCUCACAAAGCAUUGAGAGCCUUGUAGAUACGUCAUUUUUAGAUGAGGAUCUGACUAAUUCACCACCAGUUAGCGUACCAACUUUGGAUACUGAAUCCAGCUCCUGUCCAGUUGAUGUGCCACAUAGCAGCCGAAAGAAGCCAAGACGGGAGAAUGAUAGCGAAGCCUUCAACGAAUUUUUGAAUAAAAUGACAAAAAUAGCAGAAACUCGGUUUGCCGUUCCAUCAUCUCAAAAAGAAAGUGGGCCGCAUGAAGGUUUUUUUUCUAUGGUGCGAGAAAUUUUCGAUGAUUUACCCAGUGAUGUCGUUAAAGAAGCAAAAUUUUUUUUCAUAAAUUAUUUGCGUGACCAAGUGGCAGCAAAUAAAAAAGACUGA
Messenger RNA from Lucilia cuprina (Australian sheep blowfly), 480 nucleotides. RefSeq lists its product as uncharacterized. The transcript is spliced from 3 exons. The record is from RefSeq and is a predicted model, not a curated record. Lineage: Eukaryota; Metazoa; Arthropoda; Insecta; Diptera; Calliphoridae. The coding region runs from base 1 to 480 and encodes 159 amino acids.